Molecule: messenger RNA, 2789 nt
Organism: Trichoplusia ni (cabbage looper)
Lineage: Eukaryota; Metazoa; Arthropoda; Insecta; Lepidoptera; Noctuidae
Gene: kermit
Product: PDZ domain-containing protein GIPC3
Exons: 4
Coding region: 297-1259 (320 amino acids)
Molecular function (GO): protein binding
Source: RefSeq, a predicted model, not a curated record
GGCGAGGCGGCGAGCGGCGACCUACAGCCAGUCAGUCGGCCGUGUGUCCCUUGAGCGCGCUCCGUGUCGUUGCUCGCUCGAUGUGUACUCUCGAUUAAACAUCGCAUAAUCUUACCCAAUAUCGCUAUUGGGUGAUAACUUAUCAUGUGCUAUGACGCGACGGUACAUUUUAAAGUUCUCCCAAGAUAAGCGACAGUGUAGUGAUUAAAAUUUUAUUGUGCACGGUUGGAGAAUGUGCGCGCACUGACGUUCUCGCUAAAGGAAAACGUAUUACCGUUACGUAGUGCUCUUUUACUAUGUCGUUAUUUAAGAAGAAGGCUCCGAAGUAUACGCCACCCCCAGUGCCUCAGUCUCCCACGGAGGACCCUCACCAGCAAGCCAAUGGGGUGGACAACAACAAUGGAUCGCAGAAGUCACAGUUGGUGUUUCACUGUCAGCAGGCACACGGCAGUCCUCUUGGACUAAUCUCCGGGUUUUCUAAUGUAAAGGAACUGUACCAAAAGAUAGCAGAAUGUUACGACUUUCCACCUGACGAGAUUCUGUUUUGCACGCUAAAUACCCACAAAGUGGAUAUGAAGAAACUCCUCGGCGGUCAAAUAGGAUUAGAAGAUUUCAUAUUCGCGCAUAGAAAGGGUCGUCCUAAGGAAAUAGAAAUAGUUAAGACAGAAGACGCAUUGGGACUAACAAUAACAGAUAAUGGAGCUGGAUAUGCAUUUAUCAAGAGAAUAAAAGAAGGUUCCAUUGUAGCCCGGAUACCGCAUAUCGAGGUUGGAGACCACAUUGAGAAGUUAGAUGGAGAAAAUAUGGUUGGGAAGAGGCAUUAUGAAGUCGCUAAGAUAUUAAAAGACAUUCCAAAGGGAACUACAUUUACAAUUAGAUUGGUGGAACCUCUUAAGAGCGGUUUCGGUAGCAUAGGACCAAAGACUAGUGGUGCAAAGUCUGGAAGAAAACAAAAUUAUGGAUCGGGAAAAGAAACUUUACGGUUUAAAGCCAAUGGUCAAGCUACAAUAGAAAAUGAUCAUGAUGACAAAUCGAAAGCCGGUAUUGAGAAAAUAAACAGCUUGUUAGAAUCAUUCAUGGGUAUCAACGACUCGGAACUGGCAACACAGAUGUGGGAUCUCUCCGAAGGAAAAACAAACUCCAUGCAGCUAGCAGACGCCAUCGACAAUAGUGACUUACAAGAAUUCGGUUUCACAGAUGAGUUUAUAAUAGAAUUGUGGGGAGUUAUAACUGAUGCUAGAUCUGGUAGACUCAGCUAAAGAAAUGUAGUAAACAUAGUUAAUUGUGUAGGAAAAUACUGAUUGUAUUUUUAAACCUUGAGGUACCGACUUACAAGAGCAGAGUGUGUUGUAAGCAAUUAUAAUGUCAUUCCAGCCUAAAAAGAUCUUUGGUAAAUAAAAUUGUAAAGUUUAUUAUUCACUUAGAUAGUUAUUACUCACACGAGCAGUUCAAAUAUUCAUAAAAUACACUGUUCUUACUUUAUCUUCGGAGUUGAAAGUGAGUAACCUGCCUAAUCUAAACUGGGUCAGAUAUUAUAAGAUUGAAUCUGCUGGUAAAUAUAACGAAUCUAUUAUGGAUCACAGAUGUCUUGGAUUUAUCCCGGCUACACGUUGUAAUACAAUGGUGAAAUUAAUAAAUUGAACAGUAUUUGUUUUGUUUCGGCAAAUUAUUCGUAGCAAAUUAUGUUUGAUAACAAUAAGUGUUAAUUAUGCAGAUUAAAUAAAUCAGAUAGUUGAUUUGUAAAAGAGGUUGGACAGAUUGGACCAACCUACUUAAAUAUAUCUACAGAAGUAUCAGACCUACAUAAUGAUUAAUGUAACUUUGUCGAAUUAUUUAUGACUAGUUUUAUUGAAGUUUACUAUAAUUAUACUAAGAUAAUUUAAAUUUGGAAGAUUUUUCGAUUAAAAAGAUUUAUUAAUCAGUCGAAAUAAUGCGUUGUAGUCAUACCGUGUAUUACUUUUAAUUAAUUAUGUACGUUUAUAUCAUUAUUCGGGCCUACCAUCUCGUGAAGUUUGUGUAAUUUUGUUUAAUUAUGGCGCCAAAAAUAUUCAGUUAGCAGGUACCUAAUUUUUUGUCUAUAUAAUACAUGUACUUCAUCCAUCGAAACGCAGUAUUUUUGCGCUUGUCUUAGAUGUAUCAAAAGUUAAUGUACAAAAUUAAACAGUGCAAAUGGUGGUACAAAUGUUUUAUGUAGUAGUUCACUUUUGUGAUUGUUGUGCAUUUAAAUGUUUGUAGAUAAUAUAUGAACAAUAGGUGUAUUUUGAAUCAUAUAUAUUAUUUUUUGUCUAUUCAAUUGAUGUCUUCUAAUCGAUAUUCAUUCCUUAUCUAUUUGGAAAGAGGUGCUCGUAGUCAAAAGAUUAAUUAUUUUCACCUUAAGUAUUUAUAUUAGUAAAAUACCUACCUACACAUCAGCUGUAAUUCAUUGAAUUGUGAAAACAUAAUUAAAUUUCUGUUAUCUACUUUUUUGUUGUUAAAAAAAAAGUUACAGAGGAUUUUUUUGUAUAAUAAAUUUUAGGACUCCCUUGCGCUAUUAGUGACAAAGUCGAAAGGAGCAUUUCAACAGAUUGCUGAUAGAUAGACGUCACUUCUAAUUUGAAUCGCAUGUUCUAGACAUAUUAUUACAAAACUUCUUACUUUGAUAUUUACAAAACUUACGUUUUGAAAUCAAAACUUUACUAAAUGUACAGUCAUUAGGUAAAAUAGAUACGUUUAUAGCAAAUAGAGAAAAUGUUUAAUUAAGUUAUUCUUAAGGUAGUCAUGAUGUAAGAAAAUAAAUAUUUUUCUGUACA